CCCGCCCCACGGCGCGUUCUAGCCAAUCAGAACGCGCGCCGGCGGGAAGGAGGCGGGGCAACCAACUUGGGCCUGGAGAGGUUUAAGAGCGAAGCCCCCCGUCUGAAAACAGCCGCAAGAAGGAAGUCAGCGGAACGAAGGCUGGGGAAGGAAGCGCCGCGUUUCCCUCCUACCCACCAGGUGCGUUCUAAAGGCAGCGUCUCGUCUUGGAAGCUAAGCAGGGCCACCCCGGCAGAUUUCACAAUGAAGGUCUAUCUAUGCACAUUGGCCCUCUUUUUGGAGGCAUGCUUUGCUGCUCCCAGCCUAGACUCUGCCCUGGAUGAUCACUGGCUGGCAUGGAAGACGUGGCAUAGCAAGAAGUACCACCAGCAAGAGGAAGGCUGGAGGAGGAUGAUCUGGGAGAAGAAUCUGAAGAUGAUUCAGUUGCACAACCUGGACCACAGCCUGGGCAAGCAUAGCUACAGACUGGGGAUGAAUCACUUUGGGGACAUGACAAAUGAAGAGUUCAGGCAAGUGAUGAAUGGCUUUAAACACUCCAAAACAGAAAAAAAAUACAGAGGAUCCGAGUUUCUGGAACCCAAUUAUUUGUCGGUUCCCAAGUCUAUUGACUGGAGGGAAAAGGGCUACGUUACUCCCGUAAAAGAUCAGGGUCAGUGUGGCUCUUGCUGGGCAUUCAGUACAACUGGAUCCCUUGAAGGGCAACACUUCCGCAAAACCGGCAAGCUGGUCUCCUUGAGUGAACAAAACCUUGUGGAUUGCUCUCGGCCUGAAGGAAACCAGGGCUGCAAUGGGGGUCUUAUGGACCAGGCUUUCCAGUAUAUAGAGGACAAUGGUGGCAUUGAUUCUGAGGACUCCUACCCAUACAUUGCCAAGGAUGACGAAGAUUGCCUCUACAAGUCUGAAUUCAAUGCUGCUAACGACACUGGGUUUGUGGAUGUCCCACAAGGACACGAGCGGGCCCUGAUGAAGGCCGUGGCUGCAGUGGGACCGGUUUCUGUCGCUAUUGAUGCAAGUCACUCCACUUUCCAGUUCUAUGAAUCAGGAAUUUACUUUGACCCAGAUUGCAGCAGCGAAGAAUUGGACCACGGUGUUCUUGUUGUUGGUUACGGCUUUGAGGGAACAGAUGACGAUAACAACAAGAAGAAGUACUGGAUUGUCAAAAACAGUUGGAGCGAGAAGUGGGGAGACAAAGGUUAUAUCCUCAUGGCUAAAGACAGGGACAACCACUGCGGUAUAGCUACAGCUGCCAGUUAUCCUCUAGUAUAACUCCUUUAAGGAAAUAUAUUGCUGGUAUUGCCAUCUUCAGCUUGAGAAGAUGAACACUGGAAUAAGCUCUCCAGAUCGUUGGGUCUCUCUAGACACUUUCUGAGGCCACCAAAGUAUUGCAGCACCAGAAAGGACUUUAAACUGACAUGCACCUGUUUCUUCCAAGAUUUCGAGUUGUGGUUUUUUUAUUUACCUUGAGCCUCUGUGAUGUUUACUUGAUGGCGGUAUGUGCCCUCUUUUUUAAACUUGAUGUAAAUGUUGCUUAUGUACACAAGCUUGUAAUAUUGAUAGCUAGCAUUCUGGCUAAAUCAUAGUUUCUUUUUUAAAAAAUGUUGAUUUUUUUAAAACAAUGGCUUGCAGAAGAGUUACAGCUUUUCAAAUAAACACUGAACAUUUCAACUUAGCCAGAUGAGUUGUGCCUCUUUUGUGUGACAGACUUGUCUUCUGUUAUCUAAUCUUUUUGUUUCAAUGUACAUUUUGUUCCUAAGGUGCCGAGAAUAGUUCUCAGCAAGUGGAAAGUCUAGACUGGCAUUUCCAAAAGAGGGUUCCUCUGCUUUUAAUGUACAAAACAGUCAUUUCAGAGAGUAGAGCUACUUUGUUAUGUGCUUUUAAGUUGUGUCUGGCUUAGAUUUGCCUUCGAGUGCAGUUUUCUUUGGCAAGGUUUGUUUACAGGGGCUUUGCCUUUGCUUUUCUCAGAGGCCUAGAAAAUGUGAUUUAUUGAAUGAUGAUUUGGUAUCUGCACUGAUCAUUUUAAUGCAGUUAGAACAGUGGUUCCCAACUGGUGGUCUGUAAGAACUAAAAUUUGAUCUGUGGCCUCACCGUUACUACACGAUUGCAACAAGAGUGACUGGUCUCAAGAAACCCUCUUAUAGUGCUGAGGCUUAUUAAAUAUGGUUUCCUGUGGGCAAGCAGAUGAUGACUACUGGAUGACAUAUAGUCUGUAUCAGAAAACAGAGCUGAUGUGGUCUGUCCAAUGCAAUUUUCUGAAUUAGCACAAAAUCUAAUCAAACAAAAUCUAAAAUUGACCAAAAACUGGUUUGUAACCCUUUUGAUAUUAAUGUUGGAGAGUGUGGUUUGGUCAAGUGGUCCCUGGUCAAACCACUGAGUUAGAAGAUAGCUCUAAACUGUGACAUCCAGACAACAAACUUCCACAAAAGUCUGCGAAAGAAUGUUCUUAAUUAGCACCAGUACUUUGUAGUUUAUGUAAUCACCACCUCAAUCUGGUUCCAGGAUUUCCUAUGCACAGCAAAACCACUUUGUUCAAUGCUGGUUUGAAACUGCAUUAAAUGAUCAGUGUAAAUAGUGCCAUGGUCCAGUGCUCUGACCACCAAACCAUGCUGCCUCUCAAGCAAAUCUGUAUCUACUGAAAAUUUGUGUAUCUAUAAAAGCUUGAGAAUCCUGACCUUGUUCCUUCACCGCCAGAUGCCUUCAAUGGCAAGGACACUCUUUGACUGUCACUUUUAACUGUUUUGAAAAUUAUUUCUGAAACAAUGUGGGAUAAAAUGGAGUUGGAAAUCCCUGUCCCUGCUUAAAGUCUCUUUUUGGAUGUUUUGAAUAUUUCAUGCUCAGCAGACUACUUGGAGGCAGAAGUGUAAUUAAUGUCCAGGUCAUUGGUCACUUUCAAUGGGAAAGGGGUCUUGGGCUUUUUCAGUGUCAGAACUGUUUGUUUGAACAAUGAAAUAUAUGAGAUGCUAACCCA
Molecule: messenger RNA, 2965 nt
Organism: Anolis sagrei ordinatus
Lineage: Eukaryota; Metazoa; Chordata; Lepidosauria; Squamata; Anolidae
Product: procathepsin L
Biological process (GO): positive regulation of peptidase activity; positive regulation of apoptotic signaling pathway; immune response
Cellular component (GO): lysosome
Molecular function (GO): cysteine-type endopeptidase activator activity involved in apoptotic process; cysteine-type endopeptidase activity
Source: RefSeq, a predicted model, not a curated record